Messenger RNA from Gordionus sp. m RMFG-2023, 2860 nucleotides. Its product is annotated as potassium voltage-gated channel subfamily KQT member 1-like. Gene Ontology annotation, cellular component: membrane; voltage-gated potassium channel complex. Lineage: Eukaryota; Metazoa; Nematomorpha; Gordioida; Chordodea; Parachordodidae. Gene Ontology annotation, molecular function: voltage-gated potassium channel activity. Gene Ontology annotation, biological process: potassium ion transmembrane transport. The transcript has 15 exons. The record is from RefSeq and is a predicted model, not a curated record. Bases 220 to 2739 code for a protein of 839 amino acids.
AAAUUUAGUAAAAAAAGAAUCCAUAAACAUUUUUAAACGAGCGCAUCGUAUAUUUUUUUUCAAACAAAAUUGUAUGCCAAAGAAAGAGUAUUCGGCUAUAUAGCCACAUAAGAAGGGGAGAAUAUCAUCGGUGCUGCAUUCCGACAAUCGAGUUUAUUUAAAAAGGUCUUCUAUCCUAACCCCAACCCCCUGUCUUCCCCCACAAAGGAUAUUCCGAUUAUGACAUUGACAAUUAAUAACAAGGAUAUCGAAAAGGUGGCAGAACACAAAAAUAAUGUUUCUAGAUCGAGGACAGGUAGUAGUUUGACCGAAUUAAAAUUUGGGAACAAAUUCAUGCUUAGCGAUAAUAAAUCCUGGAGUGAGGAAAAAAAAGAUCCUAUAGGACUGAUCGCUAGACGAUUCUCAAAAAGUGGCGCCUCUAAUAGGUCCAAAACGUCGAAGGAAACGGAUAAGUUGGACGAAGGUUCCAUGGAAGAUGAUAAUAAGACCGACGAAUAUGGCACUUAUAAUAAUUGGUGGAAAAGACCGGCUGGCAAAGUCUUCAAUUUCAGUCAUCCCCACUCGUCAGGUUCCUGCAAAAGACAUUUCAAUGCUAACCCAAAACCUAGCGUCAAGGAAGAGGCACCCACAGCUAUCAUAUACAAACCUAUAGGACUUAACGUGGGGUAUUACGGUAAAUACCCUAAUCAAAAUGAAAGAUUAUCCAUAAAAUUUUCAUCAUUAAAUAAAAACAGUCACUUUUGGGACCGGAAACGGAAUAAAAAGCCUACCGGUUAUAUCUCUAAUAUUUUAUCCAAAGCUCAAUCCAAUAUUUACAACUUUUUGGAAAGACCUACAGGAUGGUUCUGUUUCGUAUACCAUUUCUCAGUAUUCGUUAUCGUCCUUAUAUGCCUCAUAUUUAGCGUUUUGUCCACUAUAGAUCAAUACGCAGGAUUCGCCAAUGAAACGUUGUAUUGGAUGGAAAUCUUUUUGGUCGUAUUUUUCGGGUUUGAAUAUGCUAUCAGGUUAUGGUCCUCGGGUUGUAGGAGUAAAUAUAUGGGACUAAAAGGACGGUUCAGAUUUGCCAGAAAACCCAUUUCCAUCAUCGAUUUGAUAGUUGUAAUCGCUUCAAGCAUAGUUUUAACGGUAGGAUCUCAGGGCCAAAUUUUUGCAACUUCAGCCAUCAGGGGAAUCAGAUUUUUACAAAUCCUAAGAAUUUUACACGUAGAUAGACAAGGUGGAACAUGGAGAUUGUUGGGCUCGGUGGUCUUUGUUCAUAGACAGGAAUUGAUAACUACCAUGUACAUUGGAUUUUUGGGACUUAUAUUUUCUUCUUAUUUCGUUUACUUGGCCGAAAGGGAUUCAAUUGGGCCAGACGGAAAGCGAACAGAUUUCAAAAGCUAUGCUGACGCUUUGUGGUGGGGAGUGGUUACUGUAACCACAAUAGGUUACGGAGACACUGUUCCACAAACAUGGUUGGGCAAAAUAGUGGCAUCUUGCUUCGCCGUUUUUGCAAUAUCCUUUUUCGCCUUACCCGCUGGUAUUUUAGGAUCUGGGUUCGCCCUUAAGGUUCAACAAAAAACGCGGCAGAAACACUUCAACCGACAAAUCCCAGCUGCUGCAUCUUUGAUACAAUGCUUGUGGCGAUGUUAUGCUGCGAGUGGACACUUCGAGUCUGACGUGACCUGGAAGAUAUAUAUGAGGCCAAAAAAUGUGAAAAAAAAAUUCUCAGUUACCCCGAGUUCCACACUAAAUAGAAUGGCUAAGAGGGCGAGCUUGCUCAAGAAGAGAGCUAAACCCACGCUAGAUAUGCUAAUUCCAACACUUUCUCACCUUAACAUGCCCCCCUCUUCCCUUUUCUCUUCCAAUUCUAACACUUUAUCGCCUAACUAUUAUAUUAACAAUAUUAAUGGAGAUACUAACAUAGUUUUAGUAGCAACUAGAGAACCUUCUAGGUCAAGACUAUCUUCCAACAUAGACAUCAUCCAAGAAGAAACUAACGAAAGUCCUAACAAAGAGAAUAAUAGACGUGGCUCAGAUAUGACCAAUUUUGACAACGAAGAUAUAUCUAAGAGAGAUAACUCGAAUAUCAUGCAAUUAGACAAAUUACCAAUUUUAGACAAAAGAUCUAGUAGCUGCACAUCUCGGUAUAACCAUAGUCGACUUCCCAGCUUCGCUUCCACAGUGCUAGUUCCGGGCGAAGCCUCUAGAAGUCUCAACAGUUUUAAUAGCAGUCAUUACCUCAAGAGAACUCCACCUUCCUCCUUUUGUUCCGUCAAUCGCAAUUUAUUUCUUUUCGGUAACAGCGAGCAUUAUAGCCUAGGCUCUACAACUAAUACCAAUCCAUAUGAAACCAAUGACGAAGGCGAUGGGGAUGAUGAUGUAAUAUCUUCCAAUCUGACCACUUUAAAACCUGUCCACAAGAACUGUAUCCGCUUUAUUAGGAAAGUCAAAUACUUUUUGGCCCGUAGAUAUUUUCAGCAAGCACGAAAACCUUAUGAUGUUCGAGAUGUAAUAGAACAAUACUCCCAGGGGCAUUUAAAUAUGAUGGUUCGCAUUAAAGAACUUCAAAGAAGAUUGGACCAAACACUAGGAAAACCAGGGGCUUAUGGAAUAACCACUAAAAAUAAUGAAAAGGUAAAAGUGUCCAAUUUGACUAUUGGUUAUAGGUUAGCCAGACUUGAGUUACAAGUUUCAAGUAUUGAAAAAAAUAUUGACCAAAUAUCGGUAGGCGUAGAAAAAAUACUCGAAAAACUUUGAAUACAAGCUGGAAAAAUAUGUAAUUUGAUGUAUUACUACUUGUUCACGAGAAAAAAAAUUGUGUAGCCCUUAUCAAGUGUGAGAUUCCCUUAUCAUCUAAAAUGAUAGCAAAAUGUUUCAG